CCAAUAAAACCCAAACCCAAAAUUCCAUUUCCCUCCAUUACUUUAUAGUUAUUACCUUUUCCCUCCGUUUUCCCUCUCAAUUGUGCCUGGCAAACAACACCAGGAUCUCUCAGAAAUAUUUUAUAGUAUUACCGGUGGAUUUGUGUGUAAGUUGAUUCCAAUAGAUAGCAAUGAAGUUUAAGGCGUUUCUUACGGACAAUGGUAUUAGUCUCUUAGAGAAGAGGUUCUUACCUGCCCUAGAUAAAAUGGGAAAGAUUUGUCAUCUUUAUCUUACCCGAGACCAUGCUUUUUUCCUUCACAAUCUCCUUAAUGGUGAUGGUAUUCAGUCCAUUGCUCAGUUUAGGAAGGAGGCCCUUUUUGAUGACUAUCGGAUUUCCAGCCAGAAUGAAGAUCGUAUUGCAUUUGCUGUUGAUCUUUCUCUCCUCCAUCGAGCCCUACGUAGUGUCGUCACCAUCUAUGCAGAAUUUGGUGCUGAUGGUGGUGCUGCUGCUGUUCCACCCUCGAACCGCCUUCAGAUUAAACUUGUGAAGAAGCUUCCUCCUCACUCUCAGCAGGCAAUGCCAUUUCUCACUUUCGAGACUAAGGGUUACAAAUCUGCUGUGAUACAAGAUGUGCCCAUCUCUAAGCCUUUGUCAAGAACUGAUGUACUCGAACUUCAAGCUGCUCUUGAUUCAGCUCAAGAUUUGCCUCAAACUCUAGUGCAAGUUCCUGAUAUGAAUCAGUUACAGACUUUUGUUGAUCGGAUGAAGCAUGUUGGGGACCCGAUCAGCAUGUCUAUCAGCAAAUGUGGGGACCUCCAUCUGCAGAUUUCUACUACUUUAAUAACACUUGGUGCUGAAUUCCGGAAAUUGUUGGUUAUAGGGGAGAAAGCACAGGUUCCAGCUGAGGAUCGAAAUCUGACUGCUCAGUCUCGUAGUGAAAGGGCUAUACUGAGAGGAGAUGCAAUGUCAGUCCAAGUGAGUGUAAAGCACUUCUCUAAGAGUCUACAAUGCCAUUUGGCAAAACCUGAUUGUGCUUUUUAUGGGAUUGCUCCACAAGGUGCUUGCUUAACUGUGAUUUUCCAGUUCUUUAUUCCGGGUACACAUCAAACAGAUAAAUCAAUCAGUCUGCAUUGCCGGCUUCCUGUGCUUGACCCCGGUUCUGGGUAAAGACCAAGUUGGGAACCUCUUAAAAUUUUCUAUUCUACCUUUUUUAAUUAAUGUGAUUAUUAGACCAACUGUUAUAGCUCAUAAUCUUAUUAAACAUUUGUAAGCUGUGAUUAUUUCUCUCCUAGAACUCUUGCUUCAUAUUUUGUAAUCUCGUUUUUUUUUUUUUUCUGGAUUGUGUUUAGUCACAUGAAAUUCAAUUCAAAUGAUAGAUUUCAAAUGA
Daucus carota subsp. sativus is the source of this 1368-nucleotide messenger RNA. RefSeq lists its product as uncharacterized. NCBI's taxonomy places the organism in Eukaryota, Viridiplantae, Streptophyta, Magnoliopsida, Apiales, Apiaceae. Gene Ontology annotation, biological process: double-strand break repair via homologous recombination; meiotic DNA integrity checkpoint signaling; mitotic DNA replication checkpoint signaling. The transcript is spliced from 2 exons. The record is from RefSeq and is a predicted model, not a curated record. Gene Ontology annotation, cellular component: nucleolus; checkpoint clamp complex; site of double-strand break. Bases 171 to 1148 code for a protein of 325 amino acids.